AUGGAUCACGUACCUAUUAUUUCCCCCAGUGAAUCGGAAUUCGCCAAUCCCAUUGAUUACUUGUCGGAACCAAGCAUACAGAGGUUGGGCCGCCAUUAUGGAAUGGUAAAAUUAAUACCACCUGCAAAUUUUAAACCGCCAUUUUGCAUCAAUAGGGAGACCUUCAAAUUUCACGUCAGAGUACAAAAUCUAUCGGAAUUGAAUAUUUUAAACAGAUGCCGUCUUUUCUUUAUUAAACAGUUGAACAACUACAAUAGGGCCUCCAGUGGUAAGAACAAUGCUAAUGACAAAACACUGUCGAAUCCAUAUGUUAAGCUAUCAACUGGUGAAACCGUAUACCUCUACGAUCUGUUUAUUGAAAUUUUGAAAUACUUCAACGAUGGUGAGAAUAAUAAUAGGAAAAGAUCAAGAAAUCUUCAACGAAUCAUAAACUUCCCCUCUUUGCAAGAAAUCAGCCGCGAUACUAGACUUUGGAAAAAUAUUUCUCAUAUAUUUAAGAUGGAUUACAAGAGUUUACAGGAGAUUUUUGCCAACUAUAUUGAGAAUUAUUACGAAUACCUAGCCACACAGACGAAAAAUCGUGGAUCUCAACAUCUUUCGAAAUUAUUGUACCAAGAGGAAUACCCCAAAUCUCUAUUGAGUGACGAUGACGCUAGUGGAGAAGAAGAAGAUUCUGAAGACGAAGAAGAUGAAGGUUGCGCGGUUUGCAAUCGAAAUACCAAACCAACGAAAAUGAUUCUUUGCGAUUCUUGUGAUAAACCAUUUCAUAUCUUUUGCCUUUCACCACCAUUAGAUUCGAUACCCAAAGGUGACUGGAUUUGUAACAAUUGUAUCAUUGGUAAUGGUUACUACGGCUUCAGAGAGGAGACCCGUCAUUACAGUUUAGAAGAGUUCCAAAAUUUGUGGAAUAAUAACGAAAAGAGUUUAACGACAAAUGCUGCGACUGGCGAACCCUUAUCAAUCGAACAAUUAGAAGAAAAAUUUUGGCAACAUGUGGAUGAUAUGGAAAAUUCACUAACGGUUAAGUAUGGUGCCGAUCUUCAUGGCGAAGGACCAGGCGAAAUAUCCGGGUUCCCCAGUAAAGAUUAUAAACCACCAGAAUCAAAGAUAAAAUGUAGUGAUCAAGAUUUUGAAAAUUAUACGAAUCACCCAAUGAAUCUACUCAAUUUGCCCGAUGCUAAAGGUUCUCUUUUACCAAUGUUUGAUCGUAAAAUUUCGGGUAUGACAAUCCCCUGGAUCUAUGUGGGGUCCACCUUUUCCACAUUUUGUUGGCAUUUAGAGGAUCAAUACACUUUGAGUGCUAAUUAUCAGCAUGAAGGUGCUCCUAAAGUUUGGUACAGUAUACCGGAAGGGUCUUGCGAUCGCUUUAACCAAUUAAUGAAAGAUUUGGCACCAGAUUUAUUUGAAAAACAACCAGAUCUUCUACACCAAUUAGUAACACUGAUAUCACCUUAUGAUGAGAAAUUUAAGAAGGCUGGCAUUAAAUGCUUUAAAGCUGUACAACAACCAAACGAAUACAUCAUUACCUUCCCCAAAUGUUACCACGCAGGCUUCAAUAGCGGUUACAAUUUUAACGAAGCUGUAAAUUUUACUCUAGACUCCUGGGUCCCCUAUGGUGUGGAAGCUGUGGCCGAUUACAGAUCAACAGGAAAACAUUGCGUUUUUGACAUGUUUGAAUUAAUGUUGAACGUAGUAAUUGAAUCAGUACAUCAAAGCUCCAAAUUUCAAAGGUCCUUGGUAGAAAAUUGUUUCCGUGAAGUUCGUCAAAUCUUAAACUCAAACGUGAAAACUAUUGAGCAGCUACUAUCAAGUGUUCUUAGGAAAAAAUUUGUAUUGGGCAGAACCGUUAGGGAUGAAUUUGCUCACAGGCGUAAGGGAAAUUUAGUGACUCAAGAUAGUCAGUACUCUCAGGAACAACAGCAAAGAGGCUCUGACGAUGAUGAGGAUUUUGAUGUCUUUUGCACAAAAUGUAAAACAAUAUGCAGUUUGGCAUUUGUUUUACAUUAUAAAAAUGGAUCAAAUCGCAAGAGAAGAAAGAUCCAAUCAAUGACACCAACACAGCUAAACGAAUUAGCCAACAAUAACAACGGAGAACUGGAAAUUUUAUGCCUUGACGAUUAUGUUAAAUUAGUGUACGAUUCCGAUAUCGAUGAUCAAAGAACUUUGGUUAAAGGUGACGAUGAAGACAUAGAUCCAUUUGAAAAUGAUGAGUUAAAUUAUGUGCGGGAUCCUGAUGAGCUUUAUCAUAUCCUAAACAUGGCAGGAAAGGCAUUAUUAGGUUGGACUUAA
Molecule: messenger RNA, 2289 nt
Organism: Zygosaccharomyces rouxii
Lineage: Eukaryota; Fungi; Ascomycota; Saccharomycetes; Saccharomycetales; Saccharomycetaceae
Gene: JHD2
Product: histone demethylase
Exons: 1
Coding region: 1-2289 (762 amino acids)
Biological process (GO): chromatin remodeling
Cellular component (GO): nucleus
Molecular function (GO): histone demethylase activity
Source: RefSeq, a predicted model, not a curated record